Messenger RNA from Somion occarium, 1327 nucleotides. The record is from the annotation of a GenBank genome assembly. Lineage: Eukaryota; Fungi; Basidiomycota; Agaricomycetes; Polyporales; Cerrenaceae.
CUGCGUCAAUGCAGCUGUGGAGUGCGAUUUUGACAGCCAGCGUUAGUUCAUGAUACGCGAAACAGACUAAAAGGAAACCACUGAGCCUCAUUACAAUGCAUAUCUGUCUUAGUGUGGAUAGGCAGUGCGUGAGGAUGGAUAUAAUACCGAUAGGUCGUGGUUGCAAUUUGGAACAUAUAAUCGCCCCCUCUUUAUCUUCACCGUUCUUUCUAUUCUUUAUCUUUUCGCAGGUACUUCAGUCAUGGGACUCGACGCUCGAGGCAUUAUUGCAAUCGUUGAGAUUGUUCUUUACGUCCCCAUCCUCGCUACCAGUGCGUUUCUUACCCUGCGACAUGGCUUGGCACGCACAUCUGGCUGGAUCUUUUUGGUUAUUCUGUCGAUAAUUCGUAUCGUCGGUGGAUCGAUUCAUUUAGCUUCGGAAGUAGGAGACCCAAACAAUAUCACACUCAAAAUUGUGUUUAGUAUCCUAGAAGGAGCGGGUCUAUCACCUCUCCUCCUUGCCACGAUUGGGUUUCUAGUAACUGUUGCACAGCACGCAUUUGAGCCAUCUGUAACUCGUGCAUUGCAUCUAUUUGGAAUGCUAAGCGGAACCUCACUUGCAUUGACAAUCGUUGGAGGCACCAAGAUCGCCAACGCUGAUGGUGACGAGUCAAAGCUCAACUCGGGCGCAACCUUAAGACAUGUCGGAGCCAUCUUAUUCCUUGUUCUUUACAUUCUACUCUUUUUCGUGCAUGGAUUCUACUGGACUCAGAAGCACAAGAUUAUGAAGUACAGACGCAAGCUACUUGCCGGCGUCUCAACCGCUCUACCCUUCCUCGGUGUGCGCGUCCUCUACAGCGUUCUUUCUGCCUUUUCACCGGUGUUACCAAACUCAGCCGGUGGUCUUUCCAAAUUCAACAGUUCCACUGGAGCUUGGGAGAUCUACUUUUUCAUGGGAAUCGUCGCAGAAUUUAUUGUCGUUUCGGUGUACACAUUCGUUGGCAUUAGGACACCUCUACAGGAGGAUUACUCCUCGACGAGGGGGAUGACUGAGCGAUGGGCGGAGGAUGAGGAAGAUUCUCAGUACAUGAUGUCGAAGUCUGGACAAUACGGGAACCCAUGAGAAGACCCAUACUGAGGAGGCUAUGUAUUUUAUUCUGUUUCUGUCCCAGAGCUGCGCUUUGAAGGAUGGUCUUAGAUGUGUAUAUGCCUCUCUAAUUUAUGAAUCUGCUCAGCGCUGUGGAUGACAGUUACUUACAUUCAAUGACGGUGUCACUGAAUCACUGAUAGUAGUUACACUCUGACACAAAACAUCCCCAGGUGACUGUAAUAAUAUCAUACAGGUGGA